Aethina tumida (small hive beetle) is the source of this 4184-nucleotide messenger RNA. RefSeq names its product GRIP and coiled-coil domain-containing protein 2 (gene GCC185). Lineage: Eukaryota; Metazoa; Arthropoda; Insecta; Coleoptera; Nitidulidae. The record is from RefSeq and is a predicted model, not a curated record. Bases 102 to 4124 code for a protein of 1340 amino acids. The transcript has 4 exons.
UGUUGAUGUGUCACUUGCCAAAAAAUAUUUUUAUUUAAAUAUAAUGUAGAGUCCUUAAAAACCAAACAGUUUUAAUAUUUUAUUGUAACGAAUGCCCAAAAAUGGAAAACGCCGCAGACCAGAACAAGAAGGGCAUGUUUGAAGACAUGUCCAAAGAUGAACUAAUCAAAAAAUGUAAGGGCUAUUUAACAAUUGCACAAAAAGCGAAAUCAGCAAAGGAUUCUUUAGUUGAAGAAAAUAACGCUUUGAAAGCACAGCUUCAGAAGGUUGAUGUGAAAGUGCAGGAUGCCUCCCAAGAACUUAUUGAUAACCUUACCCAACAGAAGCUAACACUGAUAACUUCCAUUGAAGAACUGAAACAGAAAAAUCAACAUUUAGAAAACAAUCUUAAGCAAUAUGAGGAUAGUGCACAAAAACUUGAUCAGUAUGAAACUGAAAAUGUGGCUUUAAAGAGGCAAAAUGUGAGGUUAACCAAGGAGAAUGAACAGCUACUUACAGAUCUAGAGUCACUUGAAAAACAGAUAGAACAACUGAAGCAGUUGGGUAUGGUGCAGCAAACUCAACUCCUGGAAUUGGAAAAGAAUAAAACAUUAAUUGAAGAAAAGGGCAUUGUUGAUGCCAAAAUGUCAGAGCUGCAAAGUAUGUUAAGUAUUAGUUUGGAGGAAAUUAAAAAAUUGCAUGCAGAAAAUAAAGUUGCUUUAGAAAAGGUUGAUAACUUAAAAUUAAAUUUAUCUGAAAAGGAUAAUAAUAUACUAACCAUUAGUAAAGAAUUGCAAACUAAAUGUGAUAUUGUUAAGGCUUUAACAGAAGAAUUGAAUACAUUAAAAGAGUAUAAAGUGGAAACUAGUAAUAUUGUGGAAAGUUAUAAUAAGUUAAAAUUAGAGUAUACAGAAUUAACUGAAAGUAUUAAAAGUAAGGACAGUGUAAACCUAACAGACAGCGAUAACUUACAAGAAUUAAAUAAUAAACUUAAAGAAAAAGUUAAGUUAUACCAUUCCAAACUUGUUAAAUUUGCUGGACAAGUAAAGGCUUUAAAAACUGAUAAAAAGGAUAUAUUAAAUCUAUUCAUGAAGUACACAAAUCAAGUGAAAAUUUGGCAAGAACAAUUGAAUAUUGUUGCGACAAAACUAGCAGAAGUUGAGACAGCAUUGCUUCAAGAAAAAGAGGAAGCAUCCAAGGAAAACAUGAGACUCUCCAGUGAAUUAGAAAAACUACAAGUUACCUACAAUGAAAGUAAAAAACAUCAUGAAACUGAGCUUAAGAAUGAGAAAGAAAUGUUCAACAGUAAACUUAAGGAAUAUCAAGAUUUAAUUAAAAGUAAUCAAGAAAAACCAGAUAUAUCAGAAGAUGCAUUAACUGAAUUGAAGGUAUCACAUGAAAAACUAGAAUCAGAAAAGCAGACAUUAAUUUCAGAGCUGGAAAAAUUAAAAGAUGACAAUAAAAAAAUUCAGGAAGUAAACCUGAAUGAAAUUUCUCAAUUGAAGGAAGUAAUUCAAAGCCUGGAAUUGGAGUUGGAGCAUUCCAAGCAAACUGAGGCUCAACUUGCUGAAAAAUCUAGUGAGGAAAUCCUAAAACUGGUACAAGAAAACAAAGAUCUGCUUUCCACCAACACAAGAAUUCAGGAAGAACUGGACAUUAUUAAUAGAAUAAGAUCACAAAAUCAAGAUCAAGAAACCCAAACUGACGCUGAACCGUUGCCUUCAAACGAAUAUGAAGAACAGAUUCAACACCUCAAGAGGGAAAAUAGUGAGUUGUUAAGGGAAAUGAAUGAAAUGAACCAAGUUUUAAAGGAGAGAGGGGAGUCGAUUUCCAAACUGGAGGCCCAUUGUGAAGAAAUACUCAAGAAACUGCAAGUUUAUGAGACCCAGGCUAACAAAAAUGUGGACAAUAUUUCCCAAAAGGAUGAGCUAAUACAGAAAUUGACAAAAGAGAUUGAAGAUUUAAAGAAUAAUGGCAAUUCUAGCCCAGAAAGUGAUACAGUUACAGCUCUUAAGAAUGAAAUAGAGCACUUAAAGGAAAAGAUCAACGCGAACAUGGACACAAGUUAUGCUGAAAGUGAAACAAUGUCUACAAGUACCAUCUCCAGAACAGAUGAAGCAAAUAGAUUGAAAGACUUGGAGGGCUCCUGGGAAGAAAGAUAUGGCAAAUUAAGGAAUUUGGCCCUUAAACUCAAGGGAAGGGUGAGGGAAUUAACCGGCGUUGUUGCUAAAGAACAACAAGAAAAGGAGGAACUACAGCAAAAACUGGCACAAAAUAUGAAAACAAUUCAGACUCUUCAGAACCAAAUAGAUGAUCUCCAGGACAAGCUGGAAAUCAACAAGAAGCAAGCCAAUCAGUAUGCAGAAAGAUUAAACAGUAUUGCUACAGAUAUAUCAAAGGAUAAACAACAACUAGUGAGGAAUGAAGAGACUAUCUCCAAGUUAAGGCAAGAAAUAGAACAGCACAAAACCGAAAAACAAACAACUGAGCAAUGGAAGCUGGAAGUAAGUGCCAAAGUGAAGACGCUCAGGAAAGAAAUAGAAGCCAACACUUUACUGAAAAAGGACUUCGAAGCCAGAAUAGCGAAACUGAACAGCGACUUAGAAGCCAAGGAAGUCCAACUGAAAAACGAAAUUGAAAGUCACAGGCAGACCAAAAAUCAACUGGACCAAUCAAACAACGAAUGCAGGAAAAAUUCCGUGCUGAAUUUGGAGAUGCAGGAUUAUGAGCGGAGCGUUAAAGAUCUGUCGCAGAAGAUCGACAAAAAGCAAGAGCAGAUAACUAAACUGAAGAGUCAGGUGGAAACGCAGAAAAGCACGAUCAGUGCCUUGAGGGAGCAGAAUAAGAUUCUAGAGGAGAAGGUUCAAAACGAGGAAAGCACGUUGUCCAGCGCUUCGACUGAAAUCUUGUCGUACAAGAAGAAAAUAUCCGAGCUGGAGAACCUGGUUCAACAAAAGGAGGAGAAGGUGCACAGCGUGACGGAUCUUCUGGAGUCGUCCAGGUCGGAGAACGAGGAACUGGCAACGGAACUGUCCAAGGUGAUCGCCGAACAUCAGAAAGCAGCCAACGCUGCCAAGAACGAAAAAGACCACUUGAGGAGUCAACUACUAGGUCUGCAGCAAAGCUUGAGGCAAACUCAAGACAGUUUGAAGCUGAAAGAGGACGAGCUGAAGUCCACGAACGCUGAAUACGAAAGCUACAAAGUACGAGCCCAAAGUGUCCUUAGACAAAACCAAAACAGGGAUGUCGGCCUUGAGGAAAAACUCAGCGAGGAAGUGACCACCCUUAAAUCGCAGAAUGAUUUGUUAAAUUCGCAGCUGAAGGAACUAACAGAUAAGGCGGCGAAUUUGGAGAAGACGUGCGAAAAACUGACGGGCGAAAAGGAGAACAUGUUGAAGAAAUACCAAGAUUCUGAAGCUGAAGUUGAGGACCUUAAGAACCAGUUCGCCCAGUUAUCCAACAAACACCAGAAAACGCUGGGUGAACACGCUGAAACCGUCCGUAGUCUCAAGGUACACGCAGAGACCCUAAGUCAGUGCUAUCGCCAGCAAAUCUCGGAGCAGGAAACGCGCCACAACCGCGAGAUCGUGGAGCUCCAGAGCAAGCUGGAGAAGACGCCGGUGGCGGAGCCGCCUUUGCCGCCGCCCCCCACGAUGCCCCGCGAGGAGGGCGAGGGCUCCGAAAGCAUAGAGGGCACGAGCACGCCCAACGUGCAGCAUCCCGUGCCGCUGGAACGGCUGCUGGGCGCCGACGUGGACCACGAGGUGCUGGGACUGAAGAAACAGUUGUCGGAGCAGGAGUCGAGGCUGGUUUACUUGACGGCGUUGCUGGCCGACACGGAGCAGGAUCUGGCGAAGCACGUGCAGAUGAACAAGAUGCUGAAGGAGGAGAUUAGGCGGCAGCAGCGGUCGGUCGAGAGGGAAAAGCACGCCGAAAAUCUGGAGUAUUUAAAGAAUGUCGUGUUCAAGUUCGUAACGUUGAACAGCGGCGACGAACGAUCCCGCCUCGUGCCAGUAUUAAACACAAUAUUGAAGCUGAGCCCGGAAGAGACUCAGAAGCUGAGCACCGUGGCCAGAGGAGAGCCGGGCCUGCGAGGAUGGUCGAAUUAUCUUCCGACAUGGUCGUCACCGGCCAAACCCCAAUAAUUUUAAUAUCGUUAUUGUACAUAUUCCUAUAUAAGUUAAUAAAUUAUCAUUAUUUAACAA